UUUUAUUAUUUAAUUUAUUCUAAAAACAACAACAAGAAAAACAUGGUUUGGAUAAAACCGGAAUAUUUAUUGUUUGGUCAAACAUUUUGGCAGAACGAACGCUCAAAUAAAUAUUUUAUUUUACAAAAACGGAAAGGCCAUGAUACUGGCAGUCCUUGUACAACAACCGAAUUAAUUGAUGGACAACACGAUCGACAUAAGACAGGUUCAGUAUCUACAAGAAAUACUUCAACAAGUUCUGAUGGAAAUCAAUCAAGUUUGGGGGCUCUUUUUGUUUCUACAUUCGAUGCAAUAUUUGACACGCGUCCACCUCCGUAUAGAAUUCUUUAUCAACGGGACUUGGUAGAUGGGCAGAUUGCUUAUAGAUGUGUUUAA
Messenger RNA from Meloidogyne enterolobii, 375 nucleotides. NCBI's taxonomy places the organism in Eukaryota, Metazoa, Nematoda, Chromadorea, Rhabditida, Meloidogynidae. The record is from the annotation of a GenBank genome assembly.